Pteropus alecto (black flying fox) is the source of this 3896-nucleotide messenger RNA. It is a transcript of the gene CASC3, whose product is annotated as CASC3, exon junction complex subunit. The transcript has 15 exons. Lineage: Eukaryota; Metazoa; Chordata; Mammalia; Chiroptera; Pteropodidae. Gene Ontology annotation, molecular function: mRNA binding. Bases 122 to 2173 code for a protein of 683 amino acids. Gene Ontology annotation, biological process: mRNA processing. The record is from RefSeq and is a predicted model, not a curated record. Gene Ontology annotation, cellular component: exon-exon junction complex.
CAGCCUUCAGAAAAGCCGGGAGGUCAGCGUCGCACGUGAAGCAUGCUGGGAGUAGCUCUCUAGCCUCCCGGCAGCCCCAGCGACAGGCGUACGUAGGCGCUGGCUGGCCGUUCUCCGUAAGAUGGCGGACCGGCGGCGGCAGCGCGCUUCGCAGGAUACCGAAGACGAAGAGUCUGGUGCUUCCGGCUCAGACAGCGGAGGUUCUCCUCCGCGGGGCGGCGGGAGUUGCAGCGGGAGCGCUGGAGGUGGCGGCAGCGGCUCUCUGCCUUCCCAGCGCGGAGGCCGAGCCGGGGCCCUUCAUCUACGGCGGGUGGAGAGCGGAGGGGCCAAGAGCGCUGAGGAGUCCGAGUGUGAGAGUGAAGAUGGCAUCGAGGGCGAUGCUGUUCUGUCGGAUUAUGAAAGUGCAGAAGACUCAGAAGGUGAAGAAGGGGAAUACAGUGAAGAGGAAAACUCCAAAGUGGAGAUGAAAUCAGAAGCCAACGAUGCUGCUAAUUCUUCAGCAAAAGAAGAGAAGGGUGAAGAGAAGCCUGACACCAAAGGCACUGUGACUGGAGAGAGGCAAAGUGGGGAUGGACAGGAGAGCACAGAGCCUAACCCGGCAUACAUACCUCGGAAAGGGCUUUUCUUUGAGCAUGAUCUUCGGGGGCAAACUCAGGAAGAGGAAGUCAGACCCAAGGGGCGUCAGCGAAAGCUAUGGAAGGACGAGGGUCGCUGGGAGCAUGACAAGUUCCGAGAAGAUGAGCAGGCUCCAAAGUCCCGACAGGAACUCAUUGCUCUUUAUGGAUAUGACAUCCGUUCAGCUCACAAUCCUGAUGACAUCAAACCCCGAAGAAUUCGGAAACCCAGGUUCGGGAGCCCUCCACAAAGAGAUCCAAACUGGAUUGGUGAGCGAUCAAACAAGUCCCAUCGCCACCAGGGUCCUGGAGGCACCCUACCACCAAGGACAUUUAUCAACAGGAAUGCUGCAGGUACUGGCCGCAUGUCUGCUCCCAGGAAUUACUCUCGAUCUGGGAGCUUCAAGGAAGGUCGUGCAGGUUUUAGGCCUGUGGAGGCUGGUGGGCAGCAUGGUGGCCGGUCUGGUGAGACUAUUAAACAUGAGACUGGUUACCGGUCACGGCGCCUGGAACAGACUCCUGUGAGAGAUCCGUCUCCAGAAGCAGAUGCUCAAGUGCUUGGCAGUCCUGAGAAGGAAGAGGCUGCCUCAGAGAUAACAGCUCCUGCUCCUGACACUGCACCACCAGCCCCUGACAGGCCUAUUGAGAAGAAAUCCUAUUCCCGGGCAAGAAGAACCAGAAUCAAAGCUGGGGAUUCAGUCAAGGUUGCAGAGGAGGUGCCCCCUCCACCUGAAGGGCUGCCCCCGGCACCUCCAGUUCCAGAAACUACUCCUCCUCCACCUGCUAAGACUGGGAACUGGGAGGCUCCAGUGGAUUCUACUACAGGUGGACUUGAGCAAGACAUGGCACAACUAAAUAUAACAGAACAGAAUUGGAGUCCAGGGCAGCCUUCAUUCCUGCCACCACGUGAACUUCGGGGUAUGCACAACCACAUACACAUGGGAGCAGGACCUCCACCUCAGUUUAACCGGAUGGAAGAAAUGGGUGUCCAGGGUGGACGAGCCAAACGCUAUUCAUCUCAGCGGCAGAGACCUGUGCCAGAGCCCCCUGCCCCUCCUGUGCAUAUCAGUAUCAUGGAAGGACAUUACUACGAUCCUCUGCAGUUCCAGGGACCAAUCUACACCCAUGGUGACAGCCCUGCCCCACUGCCUCCUCAGGGCAUGAUUGUGCAGCCAGAAAUGCACCUUCCCCACCCAGGUUUACAUCCCCAUCAGACACCGGCACCUCUGCCCAAUCCAGGCCUCUAUCCCCCACCAGUGUCCAUGUCUCCCGGACAGCCACCACCUCAGCAGUUGCUUGCUCCUACUUAUUUUUCUGCUCCAGGAGUCAUGAACUUUGGUAAUCCCAGUUACCCUUAUGCUCCAGGGGCUCUGCCUCCCCCACCACCUCCUCAUCUGUAUCCUAAUACGCAGGCCCCAUCGCAGGUUUAUGGAGGAGUGACUUACUAUAACCCUGCCCAGCAGCAAGUGCAGCCAAAGCCCUCCCCACCCCGGAGGACUCCCCAGCCAGUCACCAUCAAGCCCCCACCACCUGAGGUUGUAAGCAGGGGUUCCAGUUAAUACGAGUUUCUGAAUAUUUUAAAUCUAACAUGAUAUAAAAAACAGCAGAAAUGAGAACCCAGGGAAGAAGAGAAAUACAACUGGCCGUUUACUACCUGGAGGGCUUCAAAGAUAGAGGGUGGCUCCUGCCAGCAAGCAGCUGAAUGAGGAGGACCCCUGCCUUCCUCUAAGGCUCUGUUAGAAAAAGGGAGAAACAAGUGGACUUCCUCUCAUCUCCAGUUUUUACUUGAGUCGGCUGUGCUCAGAGGAGCAGAGAUCCAGACAGCCCAGGCUUCUGAGUCUACAUUUAGAAGCCCAGAUCUUUGGCUUUUCUUCACUUUCUUUUGGGAAAUUCAAGUGUCUUCUGCACCCAGGGAAACUCCUUUCUAUUUGUUUUGUUUUCUAAGACGUUUGUUUUUAAAGCCUGGCUUGCUAUUCUUAAUAUUCUUUUAGUUUCUCUCUCUCUCCCCUGUCUGCAUUUAAAUGAAACAAGUUUAUUUUUCUGGUUUGCUAGCUCCCCUGGUUCCCUUUUGGUUCUUCCCUGCAUCCAGAUAAUUGAAAAAUUACCAGCAGCCAGUCUUUUCACACCAAAUCUACAAAGAGCUCGCCUUUUAUUUUUGGUUGGCCUUUGUUGUUAUAUACUUGGAUUAUACUUAGAUUCUCUUAACUCCUCUAACUCUAUGGAACGGUUCUCUGCACAGUUUCCUAUGGUGGAGAAAAGCUCAAAGUAUGUGGUAGGAACACUUCUUCCUGGCUUCGGUUAUUGGGAGUCCGCGCUUCCAUUCUGGUGGGCUUCAGGCCUCUGCUGAGGGCAUAGUCCCUACAGUAGGGAGAAGUGGCAGACCAGAUGUUUUCGUGAGGAAGGGAGGGUGGAGUGAGAGCCUUUGCAUCUUAGGGCUGUGCAUUCACACAGUCCUCAGGGCUCAGUCUUUGAGGUAAGUGGAAUCAGAGGGCCCUACUUUUUUUUUUAUCCUAACACACCCCUUUUCUAGUUGCUGUGGACCAAUGCAUCUCUCUGGAGGCAAAUACUAUCCAGCAAGCAGUCUACCUUGUCCUUUGUAAUUGAUCUGCUCCGUGUCUUUCCUGCUACAAGUGUUUUAGAUGUUAUUACCUUAUUUUCCCCCAAGUUCUCUUGUCCUUAUAAACAGACAAUAGUGCACUUGGGCUUAAGGCCUAAGGAAGCCAGUCACUUUGGGGGCAAGGGUUCCUCUCUUCUUUCCUCUCCAUCUAUGGCACUGAACCACUCCCCUGCUGCCUCUGCAGAAGAGAUUCCUAUUAUUGCAGCACUUGUCUGCUAGAGGUAACUUGGCCACUGUCCCUGUCAUUCUACAGAACCUGAGGGAGGAGGUGGUGGCUGUGUCUCUCCCCAAGUAAUGUCACUGUUACUCUUCCUUCAGCAGCUGACCUGACCAUUCUGAGUCACAGGUGUGUGGGAGGGGGAGCGGCACUCAAGCUGUAACCCCCAAGGGGGGAAAUAACCAAGAGAUUCUUCCAGGGGUAGCUGGUGGUUGUGCCUUUUGUAGGCUGUUCCCUUUGCCUUAAACGUGAAGAUGUCUCCUCAAGCCUGUGGGCAGCAUGCCCAGAUUCCCAGACCUUAAGACACUGUGACAGUUGUCUCUGUUGGUCCGCUGUGUUUCACUGCAAGAAUUUCUCCAUGUGUGUUGUUUUUGUUACUAUUUUAAAGGGUGCACAUUUGUGAUCAGCAUCGUGACUUGAAGAUAAUAAAAUUUAGACUGUAAACGUG